Molecule: messenger RNA, 946 nt
Organism: Acaromyces ingoldii
Lineage: Eukaryota; Fungi; Basidiomycota; Exobasidiomycetes; Exobasidiales; Cryptobasidiaceae
Exons: 6
Coding region: 26-850 (274 amino acids)
Source: RefSeq, a predicted model, not a curated record
UAUUUGCUUUGGCUAUUCGUGGACGAUGAACCCGUUCGCACACCUCGUCCACGAUGAGGCAACCGGGGCAUGCAUAAGCGAAGCGGAUGAAGAUGAUGGCGAGCAACUCGUGCCGGACCAGCGGCCCAGUAUUAUUGACCAGCGUGCAAUCGUGAGGUAUUUUAAAGAUGGCAGAAAGAAGCCCGCCAUCUUCCAGCAGGACCACCCAACGAGUCUGGCGCUGGAUUCGAUUUUCGCUCCAGUCGGAGAUGGGGACCGGGCUUGCUACGAUGUGACGUUGGCACUGGACGUCAGCAAAGGUUGCGGAGGCAAGAUUUGGCCCGCUGCCGAAGUUCUCGGCGAAUACAUUGCCUCACAAAGGAGCCAGGGGCAGUGGACCGGCAAGACGAUGGUAGAGCUUGGAGCAGGCACAGGCCUAGUCGGCCUGCUAGCUGCUGCCAUUGGCCAGCUGAAGGCGAGCUGGAUCACCGAUCAAGAAGCGAUGAUGGAUCUCAUGGUCAAAAAUCUUAAUCUCAACGGGGAACUCAGGCAAAGAUGCUUCGUGGGCGAGCUUUCCUGGGGCCAGCCCGUUCCCGAGAGUAUCCCAAGCAAUCCUGAUGUGCUGUUGCUAGCUGAUUGCGUGUACCUCGAGGUGGCUUUUCAGCCGCUGAUCGAAACAAUGCUCGAGAUGUCGACACCAAGCACGGAGAUCCUUUUCUGCUACCAGCAACGGCGAAAGGCCGACAAGCGCUUCUUCAAAUUGCUGCAGAAGCAUUUCAUCUUCAAAGACGUCGAGGACGACGACGAGGCCAGAAGGAGCAUCUACAAUCGAGAGGGAACAAGGCUCUUCAUUGUACACAAAAAGACGUGACCAAAGGAAGGAUAAUGCCCAAAAUCUUACACGGAUCUUGCUGCACUCGUGGACGAUGAGGAGCCGAAAUGUGACGUGGACAGUCUGAUAACAGAG